AUGACAACAGAAGUUAGCUUUAAAGCAAUAGCCAUAGUGGCACAACCAAGUGCGAUAGUGACGAAAGAUAUUGAUGACACUACAAAAGCAAAGCCUAUUGGUAUUCGUGGAGGCGGAGCAUGUCUAGAUUGUCUUGCUGGCAUAUGUGUGUGUUGUGCAAUCGAAGAAAUUUGUUGCUGCUGUGCACUUGAAGAAUGUUGUUAA
Molecule: messenger RNA, 204 nt
Organism: Didymodactylos carnosus
Lineage: Eukaryota; Metazoa; Rotifera; Eurotatoria; Philodinida; Philodinidae
Source: the annotation of a GenBank genome assembly